GCAGCGAUGGAAGAAGUAGAAGAAGCAGUAGUAGCAGCACCAGAGCCAAAGAUGGAACAGCAACAACAGCAGCAAAAACAAAGCGGGCUUUUCCGGAUCUGGGCCUGGCGGAGAGGGUGAAGAGACGUGAUGAUGGAUGAGCAUUGCAUACCUAUGAGGCGGGAUGGACGGGUUGUUUGUUUGUUUUGUGCUUGGUUCCCUGUUUUUUCGCGGAUAAGGUUUGGUUUGUUGUGUUGGGUUCUGAUGCGAUGCGCGUUGGUUUGUCUUCUCCCCUCCUCCUCCUCUUCCUCCCUUCUCCCCGCGGCGGCUUGCACGAUCGAUCUCUCAAGCUUCUGGUCUGUUUUCUCUGGCUUUGGGCGCUCACCACCGUUGUUGCUCCUGCAGCAGCAGCAGUUUAAUCUCGGCGCACUAAGAACAGGGUCUGCAGACAGAGGGAGUUGGUGGGCAUCGUCUUCGUCUUCUUCUUCUUCUGCUUCUCAAAGUUUUCGUUCUGCCGAGGCUGCUUCCCAUGGCAGCUGACGACCGGGUCUUUUUUCGUCGCGAGUGUUCUCGUUCUCACUCACACUCACACCACCUGGGAGGUUCUAUAUACCCCUGCAUCACACCGAGGCG
Molecule: messenger RNA, 612 nt
Organism: Aplosporella prunicola CBS 121167
Lineage: Eukaryota; Fungi; Ascomycota; Dothideomycetes; Botryosphaeriales; Aplosporellaceae
Exons: 1
Coding region: 130-519 (129 amino acids)
Source: RefSeq, a predicted model, not a curated record